GCUAUGUCAAUCUUUUUCUUCCUCUUCAGAUUGACCAGCUUAAUGUGGAGACCAAUCAGUUGAUCGAGAAGAGAAUGCGCAGUAAUGACCCCAUAGAUGACAAACUCUCACUCUUCAGACAACAGGCCGCCAUAAUUAGCCACAAGAAGGAGGCGGCGGCUGUGUCGCUCCGUGAGGCUCGGGAAGAGUACAAUAAAGCCCUUCAGGAAGCUGACGACAAACGAGAGCUUGUCAAGGAUGUUGACGGGGGAGAAGUUCUCAAGGGGGAAGAUUUUAAGCGAUACGUGAACAAACUGCGAGGUAAAAGCACCAUCUACAAGAAGAAGAGACAGGAACUGGCAGAAGUUCGUGCUGAGACUGGCGUUUUGUCACGGACAGAGGAGAUUCUCAAACAGCAGGAGAACAGCAUAAAUCAGCAGCUCGGUGUGCUGGAGAAGAAAAAGGGUGUGGCAGGAUACAGGGAGACACAGGAGGAGCUGGAGAAAGUGUCCUCCGUCAAGAGUGAAUAUGACGACAUGAAAGGCAAGACCCUGGAGGAUAUGUCAGAAAUGGUGCGGCAGCUUAAUGCUACCAUCGCCCGCAAGAAGGGUGCCCUGGCACCCGUGAUUAAAGAGCUCCGGCCGAUGCGGCAGAGAUGUCAGGAGCUAACUGUGUUGUACGAAGACAAGAAGGCAGCCUAUGACACAUGCUCUGCUGGACUAGAGAGUAACCGCUCCAAGCUAGAACAGGAAGUGCGCACUCUCCAUGAAGAGGUAUCUGCCGAGGAAUCGCGCUACCAUUAUCUAAACUGUAUGAUGGCGAUUAUAAAGAUCCAGAAACAGAAGAUUGAUGAUGAGAUGAAGGCCUACACCUCAUCUGACCCUCAGGAGAAACGGCGAACUUUCAGGGAAAUGUACACCAAGAAAAUACAGGAGCAAGAAAAUUUGGGAAAGGGAUUGCGUGAGAAGCAGAAAACUGUGCGGGAGCAGCAUGGUCCGAAUAUGAAACAGAUGAAGAUGUGGCGAGACUUUGAGAGCCUCAUGGCCUGCAAGAGGAAGUGUUUUGACCAGGCGAGGGCUGGUGGGGGGAUGGACGGAGCCGGGUUGACGUACGGAGAGCUCCCUGCCCCUUCAAUGCAAGAAGAGGACAGGCUGGUGCUGUAGUGAUUUCUGCCUAUCUUGGCACUGUCCCCAAGUUUUAGUGAUCCAAGGUUUUGGAAUUGAACUUAUGUUUGACCAUAUGUUUCUACUAGAUUCUUGGGUUACUCCAUGUGCAUGUCCUUUUCAUGAUCUCUGGAUUUUAUCUACCUUGUUGGCAGGUAGAUGGUGGCAUUUCCAACUCCACAUCGCCUGUAGACGAUGUUUUGGUUACAUUAUUGGUAUCUCUAACCUAUUCAGCUGACAUUGUCCACAGGUAUGUUCUGUCCACAUUGCCUGAAGGCAAUGUUCUGUCCACAUUGCCUGAAGGCAAUGUUCUGUCCACAUUGCCUGAAGACGAUAUUCUGUCCACAUUGCCUGAAGGCGAUGUUCUGUUCAUAUUACGUGUAUCUGUAGGGCCCAUUUCUGUAUUCUGCCUUGACAGGUCCUGUUCUGUCCACAUUGCCUGAAGGCGAUGUUCUGUCCACAUUGCCUGAAGGCAAUGUUCUGUUCAUAUUACGUGUAUCUGUAGGGCCCAUUUCUGUAUUCUGCCUUGACAGGUCCUGUUCUGUCCACAUUGCCUGAAGGCAAUGUUCUGUCCACAUUGCCUGAAGACGAUGUUCUGUUCAUAUUACGUGUAUCUGUAGGGCCCAUUUCUGUAUUCUUCCUUGACAGGUCCUGUUCUGUUCCCUUCACAUUACUCAUAAGGCCUUUUCUGGCUACAUUAUUGGUAGGCUGUAUUUUGUCCACAUUUUCUGAAGACCUUAUUCUGUCUGAAUCAUAUUGUCUGCCAGCCCUUUUCUCUGUACAUUUUCCAAGGGCCGUAAGCCUUCUAAGCCCUAUUUAAUUCCCAUUAUGUAUAGCCCCUACCCUAGCCAUAGACCCUAUCUUAUUUACAUUAUCUGUAGGUUUUUGUCCAGGUUAUCUACAUUCCUCAUAGCUUCUCACAGAAGGCAUUGUACUGUCCAGUAUUCUGGCCGUGUUCUGUUUAGCUUGGUACUAUCUGCAGGUUUACUUUAGGUAUUUAAGCCUCUAUUGUUUUUUCAAUACUGUGUUAACCCUGUCUAAACUUUCUUCUGUUUGUGCUGUACAAAUCUCCUCCAAACUUGUAUUUGAUGCAUUCCACUGAGCUUUCUACUGAAUGGUUGAAUUCCGUCCAUUACUGAAUGACAGUCUAACUCAGUUUGAGACAUUGUGAUAAUGAGCACAUGUAACGACAGUACAUGUAACAAGUAUACAUGUAACAACAGCCGUGUUUCGAUGGAGAGAAAAACAGCUCAUUUUUUCUACUGUUUUAAACUCUAAAUAAUGUUGAUCCCAUCACUGUGAUGUCUGAUCGAUCUGUGACAAUAGAUUGUGUCCAUGACUUCAUGAAAGUGAAGCCUAUUGAGAUUGCUUUUGUUUUUCAUUCAAAUUAUGUAAUUUAAGUAGAAGGAAUAAAAAUUUUAAAAAAAGGACAAAACAAAAUUAUGAGGCUCACUGGCACUGGAAUAAGUCUUCAUGCAUGUAAGCAGAAUAAUUCGAAACACAAGUUGUUGUUAGAAAUUGUUAAAUUUUAUGUCUUAUCCACGUUGAUGUAUGAA
Liolophura sinensis is the source of this 2698-nucleotide messenger RNA. Its product is annotated as intraflagellar transport protein 81 homolog. The record is from RefSeq and is a predicted model, not a curated record. Gene Ontology annotation, cellular component: ciliary basal body; intraciliary transport particle B. Gene Ontology annotation, molecular function: tubulin binding. Gene Ontology annotation, biological process: cilium assembly; intraciliary transport. Lineage: Eukaryota; Metazoa; Mollusca; Polyplacophora; Chitonida; Chitonidae. The coding region runs from base 75 to 1142 and encodes 355 amino acids. The transcript is spliced from 7 exons.